AGUAACGAGAGCUAUUGGCACUGCCACCAACGCUAUUAAGGGCCAAAUCGAAAAUACAGCAGAUAAAGUUAGAGAAGUCAUUAAAGAUCACCCUCUCGCUUCACUUGCCGUUGCCUCUGUAGCUACAGCCGUAACUCAAGCUACUGCUAAUCGCUUUAUUGCUUUGAUGGCAGGAAUUAAAGUCAGCUCAUAUUUUAUCAAUAUAUCACCUGAAGAAUGGAAAUUUUCCGAGUUUUACAAGUAUCGCCAGCAAGAAAAUGACUUUACCAGCUCGUUUCGGAAGGAAGCUUUUAUACUUAGGAGAUCUCUCGAUUAUCUUAUGAAAGAAGGCUCAUCAGAAGUCAAGAAUUAUGCUACUCUAUUGGAUAAAAAUUUCAAGGGUCAUCGUACAAGUGAUAUGGAUUCAAAGUUAUUCUGGGACAAGAUCGAGUUACAAUUAGAUUUUCAUGCUGAAAUUGAAAUGAGAGAGAGGGAGAUGCGGUUAGCCAAGGUUGGGACAGCAACUGGCAUUAUGAAAAGGAUUGAUGGAGCUCUGUGCGAUAAUGAAAAAUCACAUGUUCAAGAGUUCUCAGAUUCGAAUGAUGGGCGAAUUUAUAAAGAGAUUUAUGAUGAUAACAUUAACGAUAAUGCUGAAGAAGAUAUCUAUCUAAAAAGCAUCCAUUUAUCUCAGGAGACUUUACAGAAUGUAAUGGAGGAAAUCCGUAAAAUAGUCGAAAAAAUAAGAUCUAUAGAAUAUCGUCUAUUUGAUUAUCGAAUCAUUAAUCUUUCAGAACGAAAUGUUACAAAUCCCGUUAAUAAGUUGUCAAAAUCCGAAAAGCGCAUCUUAAAAGAUAUUUGGAACUCGGUAUUGUAUUGUUUGCUU
Messenger RNA from Entrophospora sp. SA101, 862 nucleotides. The record is from the annotation of a GenBank genome assembly. Lineage: Eukaryota; Fungi; Glomeromycota; Glomeromycetes; Entrophosporales; Entrophosporaceae.